Molecule: messenger RNA, 1686 nt
Organism: Gastrolobium bilobum
Lineage: Eukaryota; Viridiplantae; Streptophyta; Magnoliopsida; Fabales; Fabaceae
Product: provicilin-like
Exons: 6
Coding region: 1-1686 (561 amino acids)
Source: RefSeq, a predicted model, not a curated record
AUGGCUACUAUAAUGAAAGCGAGGUUUCCACUAUUGCUGUUGCUAGGAAUUGUUUUCCUGGCUUCAGUUUCGGUCUCUUUUGGCAUUGCGUACUGGGAACAAGAGAAUCCCAGUCAUCACAUGUGCCUUCAGAGCUGCAACAAAGAGAUCGAUGCAUACAGACACGAUGCAUGCGAGUCUCGUUGCAAGCUCGUAAUGAACCGUGAGGAGCGAGAACCACAGAGAGAAAGGGGGCGCCAGGAGGGUGAGAAGGAAGAAGAAAAGGAACGGAAAGAGAGGGAGAAGGAACGGAAAGAGAGGGAGAAGGAACAGAGAGAGAGGGAGAAGCGCAGGGAAGAGAAAAGACGUGAGAAGAGGCAAGAGAGAGAAGAACAAGAAGAAGAAGAAGGUUCAGAGUCACGAAGAGAAAAGAGGAACCCCUUUCACUUCACCUCUAACAGGUACCAGACAUUGUACGAGAACGAACACGGUUACAUUCGUGUCCUCCAAAGGUUCGACGAGCGCUCCAAACAAUUUGAGAAUCUCCAAAACUAUCGGAUUGUCGGGUACAACUUAAAACCCAACACCAUCCGUGUUCCCCAACACGCUGACGCUGAUUUUCUCCUCGUCGUCGUUAGUGGGCAAGCCUUAGUUACCGUACUGAACCCGGACGACAGAGACUCGUACAAACUGGAGAGAGGCGAUGCACUGAGAAUCCCUGCAGGGACCACUUCUUAUCUGGCUAACCGAGGUGACAAUCAAAAUCUCAGAAUAGUCAAACUCGCCAUACCCGUUAACAGACCUGGCAAAUUACAGGUUUUCUCUCCUUCUGACAAUGAAAAACGACAAUCCUACUUCCGCGGCUUCAGCAAGAAUAUUCUAGAGGCAUCCUUUAACACCAAAUACGAUGAGAUAGAGAAGAUUCUCUUAGGAGAAGAGGAGCAGGAGCAGGAGCAGCAGCAGGAGAAGAAGCAGCAGAGCGAGGAAGAGGGUCUUAUAAUCAAAGUAUCAAAGGAACAGAUCCAGGAAAUGAGCAAACAUGCCAAAUCUAGCUCCAAAAAAAGCAAGUCCUCCGAAGAUGAACCAUUCAACUUGAGAAGCCGCGGCCCUAUCUAUUCCAACAAGUUUGGCAAGUUCUUUGAGAUCACUCCAAAGAAGAAUCCCCAGCUUGAGGACUUGAAUGUCUUCCUCAGUGUUGUCGAGAUUAAUGAGGGAUCUCUUUUGCUGCCAUAUUUCAAUUCAGAGGCCACAGUGUUACUAUAUGUUGUUGAAGGAGAAGGGUACCUUGAACUUGUGGGUCCGAGACAACAACAGCAGGAGCAGGAGCAGGAAGAAGAAGAGAAGCAGCAGCAGCAGCAACAAGUGCAGAGGUACAGAGCUAAGUUGUCUAAAAACGAAGUGAUUGUAAUCCCGGCAGGUCAUCCAGUUGCCGUGAACGCUUCCUCAGAUCUUCGUUUGCUUGGCUUUGGUAUCAAUGCUGAGAACAACCAGAGGAACUUCCUUGCAGGUGAGAAUGACAAUGUGAUAAGCCAGAUUCCGAAACCGGUGAAGGAGAUUACGUUCCCUGGGUCUGCUGAAGAUGUUGAUAGGCUAAUAAGAAACCAGAAGAACUCAUACUUUGUGAGUGCUAGGCCUCAGCAGCAGGGGGAGGAGGGAAAGCAGAGAAGGAGCCUUCCACUGUCUUCAAUUUUGGGUGCUUUUUACUGA